AUGGAAGAACAAGCAGAGACCAAGGAGCGACUUCAGCGAGCACCCUUCGAGACCGCACUGCAUCACGCCGGUUACGGCUGCUUUCAAUGGCUGUUGCUGAUGUCCUGCGGAGCAGUAUACGCGGUCUGUGCACUCAGCACAACGACACUCAGCUUCGUGCUGCCGGCCGCCGAGUGCGAUUUCAUGCUGUCCUCCAGCGACAAGGGCAGGCUCACCGCGACCCCACUCAUUGGGAUGUGCGUGGGAUCGUAUUUCUGGGGCAACCUGGCAGACGCACGUGGUCGCAAGAAGGCGAUCAUCGGGGCCCUCCUGCUUGAUGCACUCGCUGCCUUUCUUUCCAGUCUGGUGCAAUCAUUCCCGGCAUUCCUGGCGUGCAGGUUUUUCUCCGGCUUUGGCAUUAUCGGUGCCACGGGCCUGAUAUUUCCGUACUUCGGGGACUUUUUGUCUGUGAGGCAUCGGGACGUCAUGCUGUGUAGGCUCGAGGUGUUCUGGACCUUUGGAACGAUCUUACUACCAGGUAUAGCCUGGCUUAUCAUCCAAGAUCCUCGCUUCAACCUAACCGCCCCUGGCGCUGACUUCCAGUACACAUCUUGGAGAGUGUUUGUAGCCGCGUGUGGAAUACCAAGUCUGCUUGUGGUUAUGCUGCUGUUCCCAUUCCCUGAGAGUCCGAGAUAUCUGCUGCAUGCAAAUAAACCGGAACAAGCACUACAAGUGCUGCAAAGGAUUUUCACAGUCAAUUCUAAGCUUCAAGAGAAGGACUUCCCGGUGGAGUCCAUGAUCUGCGCAGGGGAGGAGGGUGAGGAGGAAGAGGUGGUGUCGGCUGACAAUAACGGCAACGAGACCAAAACCCCGCUAACCUGGAGUAAACGCUGGCAUGCCUUCUGGAUCAGGAAGAAGUUGCUCGUCACUCCACCGUACAUCGGUCUCCUAGUGUUAUGCUGUUUUGUUGAUUUCGGCCUGAUGUUCAGCUACUACACCCUGAUGAUGUGGUUCCCGGACCUGUUUGAGCGGUUCAGCCAGUUCUCCUCGCUAUACCAAGGGGUGUCUGCUGGCGUCUGCGAAGUGUCAGCGAAUGUCACAAGAAGUGAAGUGGAUGGCCGGCCAGACUGUCCACAGAACAUAGACGACAAAGUGUACAUCCACACGCUGGUGGUGGCGCUAAGUUGCAUCCCCACUGCACUGUGGGUGGGUCUAACCAUUAACAUGGUGGGGAAGAAGCUUAUGCUCGUGAUGAUGCUGAUCAGCUCUGGCCUCGCUGCGCUGGGAUUGAACCUGGUGCGCUCCUCCCUGGAGAAUCUAUUGCUCUCUUGCGUGUUCGAGGCCAUCGUCAGCUGUACGGAAGCUGUGAUGUUUUGUGUUGUCUGCGAGAUUUUCCCCACUAAUGUCGUAGCAACAGCAAUGGCUGUAACGGUUAUGAGCGGUCGAGUGGGGGCGAUCGUGGGUAACGUGGUGUUUGGUGCCCUGGUCGAUCAACACUGCGUCGUGCCUAUAUAUAUAUUUGGAACAUUACUGAUAUCGAGCGGAUUUCUGUGUAUGAUAUUGCCCAAGAGUACGCGACCGGAGCGGCCGCAGUGA
Molecule: messenger RNA, 1575 nt
Organism: Parnassius apollo (apollo)
Lineage: Eukaryota; Metazoa; Arthropoda; Insecta; Lepidoptera; Papilionidae
Source: the annotation of a GenBank genome assembly